Messenger RNA from Orycteropus afer afer, 2398 nucleotides. Lineage: Eukaryota; Metazoa; Chordata; Mammalia; Tubulidentata; Orycteropodidae. The record is from RefSeq and is a predicted model, not a curated record.
AAUGUGAGACCGAGCUCUACACUAAAGGAAGGGUUGGAGUCGCUAGAGGGAGGUGUGGGACCAACGAGGAGGGGGCUUGGGAUCAAGCGGCGGAAGGAGGUGCUGAGGAAGAGGCGGAGGCCUUGCUAAGGCCGACGACGUUGCACCCGAGCCAAGAGCUCUUUUUCUCUCCACGCCACCUCUAAGCCGCGCGGGCUGGUUUGAGAGCGCAAGGCCGCCGAGGUGCUGGGUCCCGCAAGUGGCGCCACUUCCCACGGGAGAGAAGUCAGCCCUAGACUCGCACGCUCGGCCGGGCCCUGCGCGCCCCGCGCCAGUUGACAGCUGCAGCUGGGCUCCAGCGGUCCGCUCCGGGCUCAGCGGCCUCGGCACUCCGCCCCCGCCCCCUCGGGCUCCCUCCCCUCCGCCUCUACCCCUCCUAUCUGGUGCGGAACGUUUCGCAACUGCUCGCGUCUCUCUCCUGGUUCCCGGCUGUUUUCCCAUUUUCCAGGACCCUCUUCUUGAGUUCUUUGCCCUCAGCAUUUGGGUAGAGGGGCUGGAAACAGGUCGGGUGGAGAGUUCAGAGAAGAAGAAAGAAGCCAGACCCGGAGGAGAAGUAAAAUCGGCUGACCGUGGGGGGGCGAUCCCACGCCACUCUUUCUGGUCAUCUUCCCUCCCGCCCCGCCCCUGAGCACACUCCCUCCCAAGCGAGCUACUUUCGGACGGGAAAAGUGAGGGCGGCCCUAGGUGACAGCGCCGCCGGGCCAGUCCCAGGGAAGCCGGGAGUCUGCUAGCGUCUCGACUACCACGCUUCCAGCCAGGGGCAUAGCCCAGACUGAGGAUGGCUUCGACCACAACCUGCACCAGGUUCACAGACGAGUAUCAGCUUUUCGAGGAGCUCGGAAAGGGGGCAUUCUCAGUGGUGAGAAGAUGUAUGAAAAUCCCUUCUGGACAAGAAUUUGCUGCCAAAAUUAUCAACACCAAAAAGCUUUCUGCUAGGGAUCACCAGAAACUAGAAAGGGAAGCUAGAAUCUGUCGUCUUUUGAAGCACCCCAAUAUUGUGCGGCUUCAUGAUAGCAUAUCAGAAGAGGGCUUCCAUUACUUGGUGUUUGAUUUAGUCACUGGAGGUGAACUGUUUGAAGACAUAGUGGCAAGAGAGUAUUACAGUGAAGCUGAUGCCAGUCAUUGUAUACAGCAGAUUCUAGAAAGUGUAAAUCAUUGUCACCUAAAUGGCAUAGUUCACAGGGACCUGAAGCCUGAAAAUUUGCUUUUAGCUAGCAAAUCCAAAGGAGCAGCUGUGAAACUGGCAGACUUUGGCUUAGCCAUAGAAGUUCAAGGAGACCAGCAGGCGUGGUUUGGUUUUGCUGGCACACCUGGAUACCUUUCUCCAGAAGUUUUGCGUAAAGAUCCUUAUGGAAAACCAGUGGAUAUGUGGGCAUGUGGUGUUAUUCUCUAUAUUCUGCUGGUGGGAUAUCCACCCUUUUGGGAUGAAGACCAACACAGACUCUAUCAGCAGAUCAAAGCUGGAGCUUAUGAUUUUCCAUCACCGGAGUGGGACACGGUGACUCCUGAAGCCAAAGACCUCAUCAAUAAAAUGCUUACUAUCAAUCCUGCCAAGCGUAUCACAGCCUCAGAGGCACUGAAACAUCCAUGGAUCUGUCAACGUUCUACUGUUGCUUCCAUGAUGCACAGACAGGAGACUGUAGACUGCUUGAAGAAAUUUAAUGCUAGAAGAAAGCUAAAAGGUGCCAUCUUGACAACUAUGCUGGCUACAAGGAAUUUUUCAGCAGCCAAGAGUUUGUUGAAGAAACCAGAUGGAGUAAAGGAGCCCCAAACUACUGUAAUCCACAACCCUGAUGGAAACAAGGAAUCAACUGAGAGUUCAAAUACAACAAUUGAGGAUGAAGAUGUGAAAGCACGAAAACAAGAGAUUAUCAAAGUCACUGAGCAACUGAUCGAAGCAAUCAACAAUGGGGACUUUGAAGCUUACACAAAAAUCUGUGAUCCAGGCCUUACUGCUUUUGAACCCGAAGCAUUGGGUAAUUUAGUGGAAGGGAUGGACUUUCAUCGAUUCUACUUUGAAAAUGCUUUGUCCAAGAGCAACAAACCAAUCCACACUAUCAUCCUAAACCCUCAUGUACAUCUGGUAGGCGAUGAUGCUGCCUGCAUAGCUUAUAUUAGGCUCACACAGUACAUGGAUGGCAGUGGAAUGCCAAAGACAAUGCAGUCAGAAGAGACCCGCGUCUGGCACCGCCGGGAUGGAAAGUGGCAGAAUGUUCAUUUUCAUCGCUCAGGGUCGCCAACAGUACCCAUCAAGUAAAUAUUCCCAGGCUGUCAGCUUCUUUGUUAAUAUACCCAUGGUCAGCUCCUUCUGUUUAUUCCAUUGUUAAUAGCAUGGCAUAAGUUAUUUAAUGCGAGUAGU